UGUUGAUCGGUGUUUCGAUUCUCGAUUUAUCGGCCCUGUCCAGGCCAUCCGGCAUCGCGCAGUGUAUCACCAACAAAUCAUUCCGGCUACAGUCAUCAAGUUGCUCUCAGCUGCCUUUUGAGGAACCGCGAGUCUGUUUGGAGUUAUCACGAUACGUUCAACUGGAUCACGGCGUGUUUUUUUUGUUUCUGUUUUGUUAAAGCACAUUUAAACCCCGGAGCCCGGAACAACUUUUGUUUGUGUUUUUCAAGAUGGCGGCAGGAAUGUAUCUGGAGCACUAUCUGGACAGUAUAGAGAACCUUCCCUUUGAGCUUCAGAGGAAUUUCCAGCUGAUGCGAGACCUGGACCAGCGGACUGAGGAGUUGAAGGGACAGAUCGAUUCCCUAGCUCGCGACUACACCGCAAACGCCCGGACACUGUCCUCAGAGCAGAAACUGUCUCUCCUGAGGCAGAUCCAGCAGUCCUAUGGAAAGUGCAAAGAGUUUGGCGAUGACAAGGUCCAGCUGGCCAUGCAGACGUAUGAGAUGGUGGAUAAACACAUCCGGAGACUGGACACGGAUUUGGCCCGCUUUGAGGCCGACCUGAAAGAAAAGCAGAUCGAAAGCACAGACUACGAUUCUACCUCCAGUGACCUCCGGGGGCCUAAGGAGAAAAAGGUGUCUCGCACCAGGUCAAAGGUCAAGAACUCAGAUGAUGACUGCAGUCCUAAGAGUAGCCAGAAGAAGGUCAAGCUAACGCAAACAACUGAGUUCUCCGCUCCAGCUGUGAAUUUUGGCAACGUUCACCCCUCAGAUGUGCUGGACAUGCCCGUGGACCCGAAUGAGCCGACGUACUGCCUGUGCCACCAAGUCUCUUACGGGGAAAUGAUUGGCUGUGACAAUACCGAUUGCUCUAUCGAGUGGUUCCACUUUGCUUGUGUGGGCCUGACCACUAAGCCCAGGGGAAAAUGGUACUGCCCAAGAUGUUCACAGGAGCGUAAGAAAAAGUGAACGUUCUCAGACGAAAUAAUAACACGCAGUACGCAUUUGAGAAUGCGCUAGAAAACAAAGGAAUCGAGGUGCAACCCACCUCCUCCUACAACAAACCCCCAACCUCUAAUCCCAAACCCCAAACUCUCUAUAGACACUAAUAUAAAUUCAUGCUCCGCUUAAAUCUGGUGCUUGUCCUCCUCUCUUCUAUCCUCACUUUCUUCUCUCUGUAUGACCGAAAGCAGGGAGGACGGAUGGAUGAAGGUGCUGUACUUAUAACUGUAGCUUAAUUUAUGGUUCCAGUAACGAGUUACUUGUGUUUUUUUUUUUGUUACUUUUGCUUUUUUAUAUACAUGUUUACUUUGAAUGGUUGUUGCAUUGUUUGGUUGCUUUUAUAUACAUUUAAUUUCUUUUUAUGGUUCUACACACAUAGCAGUAGAUAAAUCAGGGAGCAUGACACUCAGUCCUUAAGUAUGGUAUGUACUAGGCGUCCUUACUUGCUGUUCUUUAGGGGUUUUCGAGUCAAACACUGGCACAAGCUACAACUAAUACACACAUGGUUCUUUUUUAGAGACUGUAUUUGAACAAAACUCUUUGAUAUUCUCAUUCCUUCGCGAUAAUUUCCCCCCCCCUCGUUAUUGGAAAAGUGUGCCCCACCCCCAUUCAUGGGAACCGUAUUUAGGGGGAACGUGCUGGGCGUCACAAUGAAUUUAAUACCUGCACAACCCAAUGCACAUGAAACCGGUGACUUUUCCCACUUUGGUCCACAUUUCAGGUUUAUUAGCUGCUGUGAAGGAAAUUUCCUCUGGUGCUCAUAAUCGUUCUUCAAUGAACUUUUUUUUUUUUUUUUUUUUUUUUUUUGAAAAUCGAACUGAUUGCAUUAAAUACCACACAUACACGCACACACGUAGACACACGGGGGGAAGAACAAGUGAUGAGUGUUGUGUUUUUGUUUUUUUGUUUUUUGAAAAUGUUGUGACUUUCAUGCAUUCAUGUAACAAUGCUGAUCAGUUCCUUCGCGUAUUAAUCCCGCUGUAUUACUACAACACAAGCUGCGAGCAAACAAGGUCGUAUUUGCAACUAAUUUCGACUUUAACACUCUGUUUGACUGGAUUCUGGUGCUCCUGCCAAUAUUACAAUAGCAGGCUGAAAGGGCGUGAAAGUAACCGUUACACUCAUGUUAAUCUCUUCAUCACAUGGCUGGUGCCGGAGGUUAAGGUGCUCCUGUUUGUUCAACCUUGACUUCAAUAUUUAAUACGUAAUUUGCUAACGUUAUUUGAAGGGUAACUACAUCAUACAUCCAUAAGCUACGCAUCCAUACAUUAUAUUUUAGAAAUCAAUGCUGGAUGGAGAGCUUAUUCAAGGUUUAAGUCAAAACUCGUGAGGUUUUUUUUUUUGUCACUUUGUUUUUACAUAGAAGAGAGAAAAGACCGACCUUCAUUGUUUUAAUUGUACGGUUGUUUUAUUUAUUUAAUUUUUAUUCUUGCGCUGCAGAUUUUUUAUUUGGUUUGACUAAUAGAACAAAAGGUUCAGAGAUUCUACAGAGCAGACAAUAUGGACAAAAGUUUCUGGACACCAGACCAUUAUAUUUCUAUUUGCUUUUCUAUUUUUUUCCUUUUUUUUUUUUUUUUCUCUCUCAACCCAUUCUGCAUUUAGUCCCCAUUUCCUGUUAUAAUAACCUUCCUCUUCUGGGAAGGUGUUCCACUAGAUGUUGCGUUGUGUUUUUCAUUGUAGUUUUUAAUUCAACUUAAACCACGAAUCGAACCCAUGAUAGAUCUACUGGCUCUAUAAAGGGAAAGAUGAAAGGUGGACACUAAGAUAUACUUUUAUAUUUCGGAGGCCUCUUUUCUCUUUGAUGUAAAAACAAGACACAUUUCAUGAAAAUCUUUCCAACUUGCAGGUUUUGACCUAAAUGUAAAAAAAAAAAGUUACCCAUAGGUUCUAGUAUAUCUUUAAUUAAGUGUGCUUAUUUAGGCUGAAUAGCUAUUACAGAGUGUGUGUGUGUGUGUGUGUGUGUGUGUGUGUGUGUGUGUGUGUGUGUGUGUGUGUGUGUGUGUGUGUGUGUGUGUGUGUGUGAGAGAGAGAGAGAGUGAUUAGAAUAUAUCAGCCUUAAGGUGAAAUUUGCAUGAAGUGUUAGUGAAGGUACUUUGAUUGUGAUUUGAUUGUUACAGAAGUUUAUACUAAUGUCAGAUCCUCUGUUUAGUGUCUUCCAUGUUGACUGAACAACGCCUGAUGUCUGGAACAGA
Messenger RNA from Silurus meridionalis, 3214 nucleotides. RefSeq names its product inhibitor of growth family, member 4 (gene ing4). The record is from RefSeq and is a predicted model, not a curated record. Gene Ontology annotation, cellular component: nucleus. Lineage: Eukaryota; Metazoa; Chordata; Actinopteri; Siluriformes; Siluridae. Gene Ontology annotation, biological process: regulation of DNA-templated transcription; positive regulation of apoptotic process. Bases 252 to 989 code for a protein of 245 amino acids. The transcript is spliced from 8 exons.